This is a messenger RNA of Colossoma macropomum (tambaqui), 3239 nucleotides long. RefSeq names its product ATP-binding cassette, sub-family D (ALD), member 3b (gene abcd3b). The transcript is spliced from 23 exons. Gene Ontology annotation, molecular function: long-chain fatty acid transmembrane transporter activity; ATP hydrolysis activity; ATP binding. The record is from RefSeq and is a predicted model, not a curated record. The coding region runs from base 28 to 2010 and encodes 660 amino acids. Gene Ontology annotation, biological process: peroxisome organization; long-chain fatty acid import into peroxisome; fatty acid beta-oxidation. Gene Ontology annotation, cellular component: peroxisomal membrane; peroxisome. NCBI's taxonomy places the organism in Eukaryota, Metazoa, Chordata, Actinopteri, Characiformes, Serrasalmidae.
GACUUCCUGCUCAGCCGCACUGCAGGUAUGGCGGCGUUUAGUAAACACCUGACCGGCAGGAACUGCUCAAUAUCCGCGGCUUUAGUGCUGGUGCUCUACCUGCUGAAGCAGAGAGGACACUAUUCCAAACUAAAUAACAAGGGUAAAGGAUCCGCAGAACCGCACCUGAACAGCGUCAAAGAUGGUAAGAAGGACAAGGCCGCGGUGGACAAAGUCUUCGUCAGCCGAAUUUGCCAAAUCUUGAAAAUCUUGGUGCCGCGGACGUUCUGUAAAGAGUCGGGGUAUCUGCUCCUCAUCGCUGCGAUGCUGGUGGCCAGAACGUACUGUGAUGUGUGGAUGAUCCACAACGGGACGAUGAUCGAGAGUGCAAUCAUUGGACGAUCAACUAAAGCUUUCAAGGCGUACUUAUUCAAGUUUAUAGCUGUCAUGCCGUUUAUAUCGUUAGUGAAUAGUUCUCUGAAGUUGGGUCUGAAUGAGCUGAAACUCUGCUUCAGAGUGAGACUCAGCAAACACCUGUACAGCCACUACCUCAGAGGAUUCACCUUCUAUAAGGUCAGUAAUGUGGACAACAGAAUAGCCAACCCUGACCAGCUGCUGACCCAGGACGUGGAGAGGUUCUGUAACAGCGUGGUGGACCUUUACUCCAACAUCAGCAAGCCUCUGCUGGACAUCAUCAUCUACAUCUUCAAACUGACCACAGCUAUCGGCGCUCUGGGUCCAGUCACUAUGCUGAGCUACCUGCUGCUGUCCGGUCUGUUUCUGACCCGUCUGCGGCGGCCAAUCGGGAAAAUGACUGUAACAGAGCAGAAGUUUGAGGGAGAAUACAGAUACGUCAACUCUCGUCUCAUCACGAACAGUGAGGAGAUCGCGUUCUAUAACGGCAGUAAGAGGGAGAUGAAGACCAUCCUCGACACGUUCCACAAGCUGGUGGAGCACCUGAACCGCUUCAUCUGUUUCCGGUUCUCUACGGGCAUCAUAGACAGCAUCAUCGCCAAAUACAUCGCUCUGGUGGUCGGGUACCUGGUGGUCAGCAGACCCUUCUUAGACCCCUCAAACACACGGCAUCUGAACAGCUCACACUCUGAGAGGCUGGAGGACUAUUAUCAGAGCGGCCGGAUGCUGCUGAGUUUGGCUCAGGCUCUGGGCAGAAUCGUCCUGGCGGGCAGAGAGAUGACCAGGCUGUCAGGAUUCACUGCGCGGAUCACAGAGAUUCAGGAGGUCCUGAAGGAGCUGAACUCGGGCAGAUAUGAGCGCACGAUGGUCUCUCAGCUGGGGAAAGAGUCUGAUGCAGUGAAUAAAAUGAGUCUGGUACCCGGCAGUGGACAAAUAGUUCAUGCAGAUAACAUCAUCAGGUUUGAGCACAUCCCUCUAGCGACCCCUAAUGGAGAUAUCCUUAUUCGCGACUUAUCAUUCGAGGUUUUAUCCGGGACCAACGUUCUAGUGUGCGGACCAAACGGCUGCGGGAAAAGCUCUCUGUUCAGAGUUCUGGGAGAGCUGUGGCCGCUGUUUGGAGGGCGUCUGACCAAACCUGAACGAGGGAAACUCUUCUAUGUUCCACAGAGGCCGUAUAUGACUCUGGGGUCUCUGAGGGAUCAGGUGAUUUACCCCGACACACAGGAAGACCAAAGAAGAAAAGGAACAUCUGAUAAGGUGCUGAAGGAGUACCUGGGUAACGUCCAGCUGGGUCACAUCCUGGAGCGAGAGGGCAGCUGGGACAGCGUGCAGGACUGGAUGGACAUUCUGAGCGGAGGAGAGAAGCAGAGGAUGGCUAUGGCUCGUCUGUUCUACCAUAAGCCUCAGUUUGCGAUCCUGGACGAGUGCACCAGUGCGGUCAGCGUGGAUGUGGAGGAUUACAUCUACAGCCACUGCAGGAAGGUUGGAAUCACUCUGUUCACCGUCUCACACAGAAAGUCUCUGUGGAAACACCACGAGUACUACUUACACAUGGACGGCAGAGGAAACUACCAGUUCAAACAGAUCACCAAGGAGACGGUGGAGUUCGGCUCGUGAGGAGGAGAUUCGGAAGAGGACGAGAGUGAACAGCUCUGUACGGCAGUGAGGACCGGACGAUUUCAGAAUGGACCAUCAUAAAUAUCAAUAUAGCAGUUUUCGGAGGGAGGAGUAUCGCCAGGAUGGUUAUAAUUGAAGUGUUUCAUUCUAAAAUGCGUUACAGACCACUAACGUUUUAUUUUUAUCAUAGAAGUUGUUGGGAGCUUUACACAUACGAGACAUAUCAGCACUGUAUUAUCAUUAUUAUCGCCUUUAUCAGAGAGAUAAGGUGAUGAAGGUCUCCACAGUGAGGGUCAGGAGUUUAUUAGGCGUGAGACGUAAUCAUAUUUAUUACCAGGCAGCGUCGUUAUCAGACUGUCUUGAAGGAAUUAAAGACAAACAGUCCAAAACUCAUAAACUCAUAAACCAGGAUGUGGCAUAAGGAGUCAUAAAGGUUAUGUAACAGUGAGCGUGUUUACAUGAACUCAAUAAUCCGAUCAUUGUCUGAUUUCUGCAGUUAUCUGAUUAAUAAGCGGCCGUGUACACAGCACACUCUGAUUUCUUAGAUCAGAUUGAGGUCAAUAAAUCUGAUAAAGAGUCUGAUCUGAGUCAGUAAUGGGGUUUUCAGAGUAAACUCUCACUCUGAUUUCUUUCGUUUCUCUCAGUCUGAGCGUGUGUGAAAACAGAUUGUCGUCCCGGAAACAGCGAGCAGCGUUUAACACAGCACUUUUGGAGCGAUGCUGAAACCAAACACACGCUCGACCAAAUGAAGGGUUUAAAUAUUCUUCAUCUUCUAGAUGAUUUAUGAUCAUAUUUUCAGCUAAAGUGACUCAAUGUUUAAAAAAGUCGCUCAUGAAGUUUGAGUUUAACGUUACGUUUACGUUGCGUCGUCUCCUGUGAGUUUAUUGGCUGGGUGUAAAGCAGAAAUCUGAUUACUGUCUGACUCAUGUAGACCUGGAGUAUCCCCAUUAUCUGAUUACUCAAGCGUGUAAAGUAGGCCUGGGCGAUGAGGCGAUGUAAUCAGAUAUUGUCGAUGAUAGAAAAGCAACCCGAUAAUCACCGUUUUGGUAAAAGAACAAGAAGAGAAUUAGAGACGAAUAAUUUAAGCAGUUAAACAGGUUAAGAAUAUGUUGGGAAGCUGGAGUUCACGAUAAGAAGCUCAGGUUCACACAGUAAUCAUUUUGAGAGAGAGAGAGAGAGUAGAGUGAUAGAUUGAGAGAGAGACAGAGUGAUAGAGAGAGAGAGACGGG